Olea europaea var. sylvestris is the source of this 2955-nucleotide messenger RNA. RefSeq names its product receptor-like protein 2. NCBI's taxonomy places the organism in Eukaryota, Viridiplantae, Streptophyta, Magnoliopsida, Lamiales, Oleaceae. The transcript is spliced from 2 exons. Gene Ontology annotation, molecular function: protein binding. The record is from RefSeq and is a predicted model, not a curated record. The coding region runs from base 816 to 2894 and encodes 692 amino acids.
UAGACGAUACUCUCAACUCAUCAAAUCUAUUACUUGUCAACGAUCUCAUACGCUUGGGAGUUUCACAUGAAUAGCAUAUUCAAUGGUUAAAAUCCCAACAAAUUCUAACUUCCGCUUGCUAUAAACCAAAUCAACACCCAUGUAAACUUAACAACAAACCUACUUUCAGUUGCUAUAAAUUCUGUCGGAGAAGAUGGGACCCGUCGUCGAACGGCUCACAAACGCCUUCAACAAUUUCUCUGGUGUAGCUGGAUAAACUCGACGGAGGAAGAUGAGGUCGGGUCCUUCUGGUGCAGCAAGCGAAGUAGCGUACAUAUGCUUUCUUUUGCUGCUGACGUUGGAGGGUUUGAGAUAAUUGGUGGCGGCGCUGGAGGAUUUGGUAGAUUUGGGGAAAACAGUGGUUUUGGGAUUACGUGGGUUUGGUAGUGGGGUUAAGGGUUUGAAACAUUGACCCGAUUCUUCUCUUUUUCUUAUUUCUUCCUCUUUCUUUCCUUAAUUGUGGCCUUUUCCAUAUUAGCAGGUAUCCUUUCUGUCAUCCAUUUAGUCACCAUAGCCCGGUUCUUGACGAAUUGGGAUGGUAAGUGGGUCCCCUGACAAGAUAUUUUAAUUGGAAUUUAAGGAACUGUCCUAUCUUGCUGACUUCAAAUCCCGUUCAUUUUCAUCUUCUUCAAAUUCAAAACAGCAAUAAUGAAUCACUGUGUGAUCCAUGUAAUAAAGGGAAUUGUCGGAGACCUUAAACUUUCCUAUCUACCAUUCUGAACACGGUAAUUAGAAGAAAAUAAUAGUUCUACAAAUCUCACCAUGCGAUUCAGUGUAUGAACAAGAAACACAGAAUGAAGUCUCUUUUUUUAAUUUAUUCAAUGCCAGUCCUCAUUACCUUCCUUUUUCUUCUCCUCUCUUCCGUACAAGUACUUUCAUGUGACAUGCUUGAUCAUGAUUCUCUUUUAUCAUUUUAUGAACACAUUUCUUCCCCUCCACCGGCCAGUCCUCUCAAUUGCUGCAAAUGGGAAGGUAUCACUUGCAAUAGCGAGUCUCGUGUCACCCAAUUAUCGUUACCUGGUAAGGGUCUUUCAGGAACUAUUACUCCCUUUCUUGGGAAUCUUUCAUUUCUGUCUCAUAUUAAUCUGUCCCACAAUCACUUCUCUGGCUCUCUCCCUGUCACACUUUUUCGAACACUGAAUCAUUUGGAAUCACUUGAUUUGAGUUUUAAUUUUCUGUCUGGGUGGUUUUCAGACACCACCAUGCCUAUUUCUAUCCAAAUCAUAGAUCUAUCGAGCAAUCGGUUCAAUGGGUUAAUUGAUUAUUCGAAUUUUUUCCAUCGCGCAUCGAGUUUGAUUAGUUUCAAUAUCAGCAACAACAAGUUUAUGGGUCCACUUCCGUCUUCUUUAUGCAUCACUUCCAGCCUUGUGAAGAUGUUGGAUUUCUCCAUGAACAAAUUUAGUGGCAAUAUAUCACAAGGCAGCAUUGGAAGAUGUUCUAAGUUGGAAGUCUUCAGGGCAGGUUUCAACUCUCUCUCGGGACCACUUCCGUCUGAUCUUUACAGUGUAAAAACAUUGACAGAAAUCUCUUUACCUAACAACCAACUUUCAGGAACAGUAAACAAUAGCAUUGUUCUUCUAUCAAAUAUAAGUCUUAUAGAUCUCAAUCAAAAUGGACUGACUGGUGAGAUUCCUACUGAUAUUGGGAUGCUGUCAAAUUUGAAACAACUCAUACUUCACACCAACGCCCUAAAUGGUUCUGUUCCUCCGUCUUUGAUGAAUUGCACCAACCUAAAGAUGCUGCUUUUGCGCAAUAAUCUUUUAGGAGGAAAAAUUUCGAGUCUUGAUUUCUCCAAUCUACAUAAACUGGAAGUCAUUGAUUUUGGGAACAAUAGCUUUGUGGGAAACAUUCCAGAUAGCCUAUGCUUGUGCAGAUCCCUGACUGCUGUUCGACUCUCCCAUAACCAGUUGGACGGUCAAAUUCCAGCUUGCACUGCUGCACUAAAAUCUUUAUCCUACCUCAACCUCGCCGGCAAUAAUCUGUUUAACGUCCUCGGAGCUUUUAGGAUUCUGAUGGAGUGUGACAAUCUUACAGUUCUCUUCCUAGCAAGGUGCUUCCAUGAAGAACCUGUGCCAGAUCAUUACAGUUUGCAACAUUUUAAUGUGUUCCAAAACCUAAAAAUGCUCAGUCUGGGGGGAUGCCAACUCAAAGGCACUAUUCCAACAUGGUUGUGGAGUAUGCCAAGUCUCUUUGACCUCAACCUCACUCAAAACCAUCUGUGGGGAGAGCUUCCUCGAGAAAUUGGAGGCCUAAAAGCUUUGAUUGCAGACGAUACAGUUCCAGACUUGAGUUAUAUAGUAUUGCCUUACUUAUCUCACAAUCAAGAAGUUCGUAGUCUAUCUAACGUGCGACGGGCAAUUAAAAUUGGGAAUAAUAAUCUGAGUGGGAAUAUUCCAGUGGAAUUAUGCCAACUGAGGCUUCUUGAGGAGCUGGAUCUCAAUAAUAACAACUUCAGUGGAAGCAUUCCAAGUGAACUGUCCCACCUUGUGAAUUUAGAGAAACUUGACAUGUCGGAGAACAAUCUCUCUGGAAAGAUCCCGGAAUCACUAACAAGCCUCCACUUCUUGUCUUCCUUCAGUGUCGAAAACAAUGAUUUACAAGGAGAAAUUCCAAGGGGUGGCCAGUUUGAUACAUUUCCUGCCACUUCGUUUGAGGGCAAUCCGAAACUCUGUGGGUUUUUAAUACAAAGAAGUUGCACUUCCGGUGGCCAAGUCGAAAUAUUACAGCCAGUGCCGGCGGCAGAAGAGUCGGAAAGUUUAUGGUACGCUGCUCCCUUCGGGUUGGGAUAUUUAGUAGGAUUUUUUGCGAUCAGCAUAAGUUUAUUGUUCAAGAGUUCAUGGAAAUGUUUUGUUUAAAUCAGCUGGUCUUUGUAAUUUUUAUGUUAUCCCUGCAGUAAAUUAAUUCUCUUGUUCCACA